Suillus discolor is the source of this 1627-nucleotide messenger RNA. RefSeq lists its product as uncharacterized. The coding region runs from base 346 to 1146 and encodes 266 amino acids. The record is from RefSeq and is a predicted model, not a curated record. NCBI's taxonomy places the organism in Eukaryota, Fungi, Basidiomycota, Agaricomycetes, Boletales, Suillaceae. The transcript has 2 exons.
UAACCUUGUCAUAGGAUUCAUGCAUAACCUCAAUCAUUCAGCCGAUGCAGUCGGGACGAAAGCAAUGGAGCAGACAAGCGCUUCAAAUAGAUUGGACAAGACUCGGCUGCCGUAAGAACGCGAACCGUAGGCUGUAAGCGGGCAACGAGCACAUGACCCGCUUGGAAACGGCUGUGUUGUCUGAACCAGUCCAUUUCCCAAGUGCUUAGUGCCUGGUUCGUUGUCUUUUUUCCCUCGAAAUUCAAGUUACGAUUCAAGUCAUCAUUUCUGUCUCCUGUCGGUAGCGGGCUAUGCGUUGACCCUUUCUGAACUGCGCCAAGGAACUAUAACUAUAAAAGUCGCGGCAUGAAUAUGGAUGCAUUCAUUUUAUCACCCAUCUACAGUUCUACAGUUCUGUUCACGGGCAACUACAGUCCGCAUCCAGCUAUAAUAGAGCUGUCAAGCAUCAGACCUCAAUCACCUACCCCCACUACCACAGAAAUCAUCACUAUGCCGGGCAGACACGUCCACUUCAACGAGGAGAACAUCUUCUACUCCCCUGCUCCUUCAGAAUCGAGCACCUCGCCGACUCUCUCAGAGUCGUCACUACCAUCCUCAACUGGGCCAACUACGCCCCCUCAGCUGAGGGAGUUCAUGCACUUGGGCCCCGUUGCUAUCAACCCAAUUCUUGCCUACCACCCCUUCGUUUUCCCCAUCAACUAUGACGUCUCAUAUCCACCCAAUACCGCCUCCGCUAACAUUCGCGCCUCACCGCUCAACCUUGAUUCCUACCGCCUCGCAGAACCUGCUACCAGCCCACCCAUUCCCGUUCUCUCGCUCCAAAACGACCUCCUCCCAUGGCGCUGCGAAAUUCGCGCGUCGACAUGCUUUUAUGUCACCGUCGGGGACGUUCUCACUCAACUCUACAGCUUCCUCCGUACUCCGGGGUCGCGUGAGGAGUUCAAAGCGGCUCCUAGUCAGAGCAUCCGGGACACCAUAUCAGAUGUAUACCGCAAACGGUGUGCGCGUGCCUCCUCGGCUGAGGCGUACGCCGAAGAGCAGCGCAAGGGCUUGAAGCGGGUAGACUUCUUAAUGGGGCGCACUACGUUCAUGGGGCUAUCCAGCACAAAAUUGGGUCCAGAAGCGUGGGUGCUAAACCUACAAUGAGCAAUCGCCGCUAUACUAGGAGGGAAGCGAGAACGGGGAGGGGUCAGCAGCAGAAUCAUUCAUUAUCCACAUCCACAUCCAACCACCACGCAUAUGACACGGACACAUUCCAAAAAACAGAUAUCGACGACGACCGGAGCUCAACUAUAACUUUAUCAUAUAUAACAAAACUCUACUCGUCACCGUUUUUCUUAUUGUUACACUUAUAUCCCAUAUACAUUACGCACACACAUUUCGUCUUCGCAGUUUUUUUUUUCGGCUGGUUAUUAUUGUUGUUGUAGAAUUAGUGUACCCCGGAUUGGAGGCUCAAUUUCUUGGUCGUCGCUCGUCGAUAUCCCUACGUUUGUUGUAAUGUAGAGCAUCCAUACUUGUCAUAAUAUUGACGUUUCAGAACUUUUUCACAAGAUAUCCUUGGAUACCUUUUCUUGUUAGUCUCGGAGAAAGCCUUGAUUCGGACAAGACCUUCGCUAAUCAAACGGAC